Molecule: messenger RNA, 4077 nt
Organism: Kwoniella shivajii
Lineage: Eukaryota; Fungi; Basidiomycota; Tremellomycetes; Tremellales; Cryptococcaceae
Exons: 19
Coding region: 1-4077 (1358 amino acids)
Source: RefSeq, a predicted model, not a curated record
AUGUCGCUGACUAUUUCUGUGGCAUUUACGAUCUUGACUUAUGAUCCACCUUCAACUCCCAUUUCAUACAUAGGCUUGAAUAGAAGAUUACCUGAUCCACAAGUUCAAUAUCAACCUUCGCAUAGAUCCACGCCGCCAAAAGAGUCUAAAAGCUCUGGCGGAGAGAGACCUGAUAAAACGCCAUCCGCACGAGCUAAAGUAUUACCUUGGGUGCAAGGGAUCGAUGUAGAAGAAGAAACUAUACCAGAUGGGAUGUUUGGACCUUAUCCUUCAAGACCACAAUCGAUGGCGGAGAACCCAAACCCCAAUCUCCAAUCUCGUCACCCUUUUGCAUACUCUAAUGUCCCAACUCUCCCAUUCGCAGCUAUUGGUGCCGGUCAUCGCAGUUUCGAAGAUCAACGAACGGAACAUGAACCUAUUAGAUCUCAGCGACCCGAUAGUGAGGUUUUGAGUAGAGGUGCAGGAAUGAGAGCUAUGGCAAAACCAGCUCAAGCUACUCCAGGUGGUGAUGUCACUCCCGGUGGAAGCAGUAUCGGGAUGGGGACUUUUGGUCUGGAAGGUCAAAGUGCCUUGGGGCCUGCUGGAAUACCUCUACCCAAAUCUAAAUAUACUAAUAUCACUGGCUCACCCAAGAAGACACAAUACAUCACUCGAAAAGCUCCACCUACAGCCGCCCUUCCACCUGAUCCACCACAGACCAAGCCUGACUCUGAUGAACAGCAAGAUAGACACCCUCAUCACGAGCACAAACCUCAUCAUGAUUAUCCAUUCUCUCACGCCGAGGCUCAAGCAAAGCAGUUGCAAGCGAUGGAAGAGGCUCGAGCAGCAGCAUUAGCUCAGCUAGAAGCUGCGCAGAGAGACUCAGCAAUCGAAAUGGAGCAAGAAAUGCUUGCUGCCUUCGAGUCUCACAUGGCAGGAGAAAAGGGUCCAAGACAGACAUAUGAUACGAUGGAUAGUGGACCUUCAUUCGGUCAUUUACUUCAUCAAAGCGGUAUGCCACUGUCAGCAAGACCAUCAGCUCAAUUUUCUGCCAACACUUUCAACAACCCUGACUUCUUUCCUAUUCCGUUUGGCGUUCCGAUGGGAAUGUCUAUCCCUAGACCUUUAUUGGUUAUGAGAGAUAGUGCUGGUGCGGGUUUAGGUCUGGGCUUAGGUUCCGACUUGUUAGAUAUAUUAGGUCAUGAGGGAGGGGACAGACAUAGAGGUCCUGAUGCUAAGAGUGCUUUUGUUGAAACCGUCGUGGAUGAGGAAGAUUUUGGAAUACCAAGUGACGCCCGAACUGCAUCACCAGCUAAAACUUCCACCCCUCAUGUUCGCUCGAGUCAUCCCGGUGAACAAGCUGCUGCUCGAACAGAAUCAGGCUUACUUGAGGAACAGCCUCGAUCGAUUGCGCAAACGCGAGUACCACGAUCAACUCGAGCCCCCACGGAACAUAUAAAAGCUCCUCCUGUAGCAAGUAAAGCACCUUCUGUAUCUCCGUCGCAAGCACGCAGUAAAGCUCCUACAAAAGCACGAACCAAAGCUCCAACAGUCAUGUCAGAAGCCUUUCCUUGCGCUCCAUCUGAUCAACUCAAGACUCCUCUGGCCAAAUCCACUGCUGGCCGCUCACAAGCUCCGAAUGCAAUCGCUCAACAGACAGUGUUUGAAUAUCCUGAUCAUCAAACCAUUUAUUCACAAGUUCGAACAAAGAAUACUCCUACCAUUAUACCAAGCUCAAUGCAUCAAGAAGAGAAAGAGCAAUAUGAGCCAUCGAUCGUACCUUCUAAUCACGAAUCUGUAGCUCCAACUACAGUUAGUAAUGUGAAGCAGCUUGUUGCGGAGAGCAGAUUCCAUGAUGAGACUCUGUGCCAGUUGCUGGAUGCGGCGCGGUUGAAUCUGAUCGGAGACGAAGCGAAGAAAGCUCUACAAAGAGCAGCCAGGGCUAGAGUCAUAGAACUGAGAGAUCUCAGAGAAAGAGGCGAGAUCGAAGAAGGACUUGUGAACAUCACUAUCAAUGAAGAGCCUAAAUCCAAUCAGUCCACCCCAAGAAAGGAUAAAAGAGCAAAAAGCAAAGAAAGAUCAAGAAAGAAAAGUUCAUCAGAGAAAACCGAGACGGUAGUCCCGACAGCAACACAAGAGGCGCCUGCGUGGGCGAGAGAUAUAAUGGGACGACUUGCCGCUAUCGAUGCUCGUUUCCAAGCUCUCGAAGCAGAGGAAUAUGGCGGCGAUCAUAUGGGUCGGCCUUCAACCCACCUUUCUCAGGUCACUCAAGAUAUCCCAGGGAACUUGAUCGACGAAUUGAUGUUCCACGAAAUGCCAUCCUCCGGUUUCACACAUGGUAUCAAAAUGCCACAAGGCUUAACUCAGUCGAUCCUCUUCCCUCAACAUACCUCAAUGCCAUCAAUGCCUGGUCAAGCUAGUGCCAAAGCCGCCACGCACUAUACGCACCAACCGCUUCCGACCUAUCCUGCUGGUCAAUCAGGUUAUGCCGGUCACCCAGAUUAUGCCCCAGCUCCAGUAUAUGUCGGAGCUCGUUCAGCUUACACCCAGCAAGCACCCACAGUUGCCGAUUCUCACCGAACGUAUCGGCCACCCACACAAGUACGCAGCGGUGCCACCGUACCAAUCGACGGGAAUGGUAACCCUGCAGAAAUACCAACUUGGGGAUCCGAUGUCGAAAUACCUCAAGCGAGCGAUAAUAUCGCUCCUCCCCAAGCACCGACGAUCAAUAUUCUAGCACCUACUGAAUCUGGUCUAGGUGCGAAUGGUCGGCCAAGUACUAGAGCGCCUUCACCUUCUGUACGAUCCAGAGGUCUUUCGAGAGCAGGUACACAGCAGCCUGGACCAGAUCAUGUCGAUGUUACGGUGAUCACGGAACAAGCCUUACCUGAAGCCGCUGUGCCCAAUCCGCUGGAAAGGGAUUUACCUGCUCCCCCCUCGGAGAGCAUCAGAUCCCAUCGACCUACACCUCCAUCAAAAUCUAUUCCCCUUGAUCUAAAUACAACUCAUACAGCUAGAACACCUGCAGCUGGAACAAUGCCUCUUUAUCAAAACAGUCGGAUGGGCACAAACGCAGAUCAAACAUUCCCUGCACAAUCAGGUUAUAUAGGUAGUCCAGAUCAAUAUCCACCUACUCUAUGUAGACCAGUUCCCUCAAGUCAAGUGGCCCCAACAAAACCUGCGACAACCACAAUAAAAUCUCCUACAAAUCAUCAAAUGAGCGAUAUUCAGAUGAAUGCUCACAAUGUAUACAUGUCGUCUCCCAAGGUUGCUACUCCGCCCAGAAGAGACAUGAUUCACAUCAUUGAUCCCCUACACCCACCAAUGGGAGGAUGGAAACCUUGGGACAUGCUCACUCAAAGACUAUAUUCCUGGGCGUUGAUAGCUGAAGAAAAGAGUUUCGUAAGAGCUUUAGAGGAAGUCAGCCUGGGCAGACAGGUUGAAGAAUUUCCCUUGAGUAUAUUUCUGAUGAUGACUUAUAAAAGAUUAAUCCGGAGAAAUCUGAGCGAGAACCCACCUGUCCCAUGUGAUAAGCUGUUCGUGCCCCCAAAUAUUGCCAGUGCUAUCAACAUAGCUGUACAUGCGAGGAGAUACCAUGAUGCCAAAGAGAUACUUCUGGAGCUAUGGGAUUCAAUGGGCAACGAUGAACCGCCUAGGGUGAUAGUUGCUCUUGCACCAUUAGGGAACGAUCCUGAUCAAUGGGCAGCUCAUCGAUAUGAUCUGAUCACCAGACAUCUGACAACCUACAGGGUAUCUCAUUUAGAUGAAAUUCAGACUGAUGGACGCUCUUUCUGGUGGUGGGAGGCGAUUGGACAAGCAUGGCCAUCACUUCAGAUCCCAGAUAUGGAGACUCUGGAACAGAGCGGUAGACAGAGAAUAACAAACGAACGUCGACCGGCCGAACAUCGUCAUGAUAAUUCGCUGUACGCAGCUAAUAUCAGUAGAAAUCUACUUUUAGGAUACAGGCCGGAAAGACAACAGGAUUUGACUAAAUUAAGAGAACUAGUGUGGGCUGAGGUCAAGCGUCUCCUUGGGAAGAAGAGACAUGGUAAAUUAGUAGUGGAACCUGAAUCUCCUGAACAUCUAUAUGAUGCCUAG